Molecule: messenger RNA, 1709 nt
Organism: Thermothelomyces thermophilus ATCC 42464
Lineage: Eukaryota; Fungi; Ascomycota; Sordariomycetes; Sordariales; Chaetomiaceae
Exons: 2
Coding region: 232-1695 (487 amino acids)
Molecular function (GO): GTP binding
Source: RefSeq, a predicted model, not a curated record
UGCGUUGCCAUUACCUGACCCUACCAGUACAUACAAACCUCCUCGGACCUUGACAUUCCCAUUUCUCACCUACGCAAAGGAACUUCAGGCCCAGAACCGGGGCGACACGGCCAUAUCCCUCGAGUUUCUCUUUUAUUCUUGAACCCAUUCCAACACUAGUCCACUUGACUCUCUUUGGAUUCCCCGCAAUUACAUAAUUACAUACCCGGUUCCAUGUAGCAGCCGCCCACGAUGCGACCGCUCACUGGCGACGACGCUUCAGCGCGUUCCCGCACCUCCGACCGCACCUCCGACCCCGAUCCGCUCUCGACCUUCCGCCUCCCGGCCGCGCCCCAGAUGACCUUCACUCUGGGCGACGAGUCCACCAUUGGCCCAUCGUCCCAAGGCCCGACUAUUCCUUCCCGGCGCGCAAAGGAACACGGGGCCGUCCCGCAUACCGAGCAGCACCCCGAGCACCCCGAGCACUCCAAGCCCCGAAUCCCGUCGCAUCUCGACUUUGAAAGGACCAAGGAGCCCGCCACAACAACGCGACCCCCCGGCUCCAAAGGGGGCACCAUCGACACCCUCCGACAAGAGGGCUACGACCUCUCGCAGCCCGUCUCGCCUCUCCCCCGCUCCACCGACACUCCAAACCUCUCCCGGCCGCUCACCCCCGUCUUCUUGACUACCUCCGGCCCGGCCUCGGCCCUCAGCAGCGUCUCUUCGCGGCGCAACUCUCUCUGUUUAUCGGAGGAUCUCCCGAGCUGCCCGCCGAGCAUGAGAGACGGCGACGUCGCGGUCGAAGACGACGACGACGACAACGACGACGACAACAACAACAACAACAACAACAACAACAACAACAACAACAACAACAACAACAACAACAACAACAACGGAAACGGCGAUCAGGAGGGCAUGAAUGCAGAGAAACAGCAGCAGCAACAACAUGGCGGCGGUAGCGCUGACGAGGGAGACAUCAGCAAUAUCCAGGGUAAUGACGACGACGCCGGCGGCGGCGGCGACACGAGCUGCGAGAUCUCGCCGUCCAUGGUGGACAGCGGCAGCGCCCCGCAGCUGAUCAUGCCCAGCAUCAAAAUGCCCAGCCGCCGGCCCUUCACCGACGAUGGCAAGCGCAUGGGCCGCCUCAAGGUGCUGAUCGCCGGCGACAGCGGCGUGGGCAAGACGUCGCUGAUCAAGGCGAUCGUGCAGUCGUGCGACCACAUCGUGCACGUCGACCCCAUCAACCCUUCGCCCUCGUCAUCGUCGGUGGUUAUGGGCAGGUCCGGCCUGACGGGCGCCGCCGGGGGAGUCGGGAGCGCGAGACAGAAGGCCGGCAGCAGGCGGCAGUCUGCGAGGGAGAGUGCGCAGGGAACGACCCAGAUCACCGAGAUCUACGCGAGCACGAAGCCGUACCCGGAGUGGUGGUCCGAGGUGGACGAUCUCAGGGUGCUGCGGCGGAGGAAGAGCCUGGGAGACUCGGUGCUGGAUCGGAAUAUCUGCUUUGUCGACACGCCGGGAUACGGGAGCGGCUCAUCUUCAAUGGACACGAUAACACCCGUAUCGCAAUAUAUCGAAGCUCAUCUGCAGCGGAUAAGCUCGAACUCGCUGAGCGAUGGGGACCUGUUGAACCUACUGGGUGGAGAAGGCGGUGUCCAGGUUGACGCCGUGUUCUACUUGGUUUCAAACCGUAAGAUGCUCGCAUAUCCUUGUUGAAGAAGAGGGGGUUG